Messenger RNA from Racocetra fulgida, 130 nucleotides. The record is from the annotation of a GenBank genome assembly. Lineage: Eukaryota; Fungi; Glomeromycota; Glomeromycetes; Diversisporales; Gigasporaceae.
AACUGCAAAGUUCCCUUUGUUGGAAGAAGCACUUGCUCUCUGGGUAUCAAGAGUAACAACAGCAUUACAAACGGUUACUAGAGUAAUAAUUCAGCGUAAAGCAGUUCAAUUGGCAGAAGGUCUUAAUGUG